UAAAUAAAAUCUUUUUUUAUUUAACAAAGCAUAUUAUGGGAAUUUCAAGAGACAGUAGACACAAAAGAAGACUUACAGGAGGUCGUAUGCCAAUCCAUAAGAAAAAGAGAGCCUUUGAGAAAGGAAGAUAAGCAGCUAUGACUAAAUUGGUAUCAGGAGAAAAAAGAGUAAGAAGAUUAAGAGUUCGAGGAGGAAAUUUCAAAUUUAGAGCUCUUCGUUUAUCAGAAGGCAAUUUCUCAUGGGGAAGCCAAGGUGUUGCUAAAAAAGCUAAAAUUGUUGAAGUAGUUUAUCAUCCAUCAAAUAAUGAAUUGGUUAGAACAAAGACACUUACAAGAGGAGUGAUUGUUUAAGUAGAUGCAACUCCAUUUAGAUAAUGGUAUGCAAAGAAAUAUAAUGUUGAAUUGGGAUCAAAGAAGAAAGACAAGAAAGUAUUAAUUAUUUUAAAAUUAGGAAGGACAACCUGAAUAAGUUAAAAAAUCAAGAAGUCUUAUCAAGAAAUUAGAAGAGAGAGCUAAGGAAAAUGCUAUUGAUACAUUUGUUUAAGAAUAAUUUACCAAUUAAAGAUUAUUGGUAAGAAUUACAUCAAGACCAGGAUAAUCAGGAAGAGCUGAUGGUUAUAUUUUAGAAGGAAAAGAAUUAGAAUUUUAUAUUAAGAAAGUCGAAUAAAAGAAGAAAUGAUUGCAUUAUUAAUACAUUAUAUUGCACAAAAUCAGUAC
This is a messenger RNA of Paramecium sonneborni, 716 nucleotides long. The record is from the annotation of a GenBank genome assembly. Lineage: Eukaryota; Ciliophora; Oligohymenophorea; Peniculida; Parameciidae.